This is a messenger RNA of Saccharomyces mikatae IFO 1815, 1443 nucleotides long. It is a transcript of the gene OCH1, whose product is annotated as initiation-specific alpha-1,6-mannosyltransferase. Gene Ontology annotation, molecular function: alpha-1,6-mannosyltransferase activity. The record is from RefSeq and is a predicted model, not a curated record. Bases 1 to 1443 code for a protein of 480 amino acids. The transcript has a single exon. Gene Ontology annotation, biological process: protein N-linked glycosylation. NCBI's taxonomy places the organism in Eukaryota, Fungi, Ascomycota, Saccharomycetes, Saccharomycetales, Saccharomycetaceae. Gene Ontology annotation, cellular component: mannan polymerase complex.
AUGUCUAGGAAGCUGACCCAUUUGUUUGCCACAAGAAAAUCAAAGACAAUAAUCGUAGCUUUACUUCUUGUUUACUCUUUGUUGUCGUUUCACCUGUCAAACAAAAGAUUGGUUUCUCAGUUUUAUCCUAGUAUAAAUGAUAAUAGAAAAACCCUUCUCCCCACGACUUCGCAUUCACAAGAUAUAGAUUUGCGGAAGCAAGUUGCAGUCAACAGAAAAAAGAAUCAAAUGCACAAUCUACGCGAUCAGUUAUCAUUUGCAUUCCCUUAUGAUCCUCAGUCUCCUAUUCCGAAGAGGGUAUGGCAGACCUGGAAAGUUAGCACUGAUAAUAAUGAUUUCCCCGCCACUUUCAGAACUUAUCAGAAAACAUGGUCAGGUUCAUCUUCACCGCACUACCAAUACUCUUUGGUUCCAGAUGAUUCCAUCAUUCCGCUUUUGGAGAAUCUUUAUUCUCCCGUUCCGUUAGUCGUUAAAGCGUUCAAAUUGAUGCCUAUAAAUAUCCUGAAGGCGGACUUCUUGAGAUAUCUAUUAUUAUUUGCAAGGGGUGGUGUUUAUUCAGAUAUUGAUACUGUUCUUCUAAAGCCGAUUGAUACAUGGCCUUCCCAGAAUGAUUCAUGGUUGAGCGACAUGAUAAAUACGAACAAACCUAUUCCUUAUAAGAAUUGGAAAGGCUCCCCACAUACAAGUGAUAAGAUAUCACAUCAACCAGGUCUGGUCAUUGGUAUUGAAGCUGACCCAGACAGAGAUGACUGGAAUGAUCAUUAUGCCCGUAGAAUCCAGUUUUGUCAAUGGACUAUACAAGCUAAACCAGGUCAUCCAAUUCUAAGAGAAUUGAUCUUGAAUAUUACUGCGACAACUUUAGCAAGUGUGCAACACCCAGGAGUUCCUAUCAACGAAAUGAUCGAUUUGAGAUAUGAAAAAGACUACAACGUAAACUACAGGCUCAAAAGACGUAAUGACGAGAAUUACAAGCAUACUGAGUUGAAAAACAGUGACAAUAUCGAAGGUUCAGAUAUAAUGGAUUGGACAGGGCCAGGCAUUUUCUCUGAUAUCAUUUUCGAGUAUAUGAACAAUGCGCUCCAACAUAACAAUGAUAUCCUGCUGGUCAACCCGAACCUAAAUAAAAACGACGAUGGUAGUGGUAGCACCACCCCGCCAGCAGCAGAGGCUGAUAGCGGUGCAAUGUCGAAAUCAACAAGAAAAUUUUAUAAAAAAAUAUCAGAAUCUCUGCAAGCGUCAAAUAUAAUGCCCUGGGAAUUCUUUGGCUUUUUGAAAGAACCCGUCAUUGUUGAUGAUGUAAUGGUUUUACCAAUAACAAGUUUCUCACCAGGUGUAGGACAUAUGGAAGCCCAAUCGAGUGAUGACAAAAUGGCUUUUGUAGAACACAAGUUCAAAGGGAGCUGGAAAGAUGAUGUUGAUAAAAAUGCUGGCCAUAAAUCUUGA